This is a messenger RNA of Tetrahymena thermophila SB210, 2460 nucleotides long. Its product is annotated as small GTP-binding domain protein. Gene Ontology annotation, molecular function: double-stranded DNA binding. The record is from RefSeq and is a predicted model, not a curated record. The transcript has 2 exons. Gene Ontology annotation, biological process: reciprocal meiotic recombination. Gene Ontology annotation, cellular component: nucleus. Lineage: Eukaryota; Ciliophora; Oligohymenophorea; Hymenostomatida; Tetrahymenidae.
AUGCUAGCUUCUUUGAACAAAAUAGAUAUAUUUGGUAGCUAAAUUUUCUUAAGAUUUAAUGGAGAAUCUACUUACAAACCUAAAUUAGGAUCGACAGUAACACUUUCAAUAAUUGGCAUAAUAUCAUUUCGCUUCAUUUCAAUACUUUUGAGUAUUUCAAAAAGGACAGACCCAACUGUAAUAUACAGUGAACGAUAAGUGGAUAAUCCUGCUUAGUUUAUUGCAACUAGCACGAGUUUUCCAUUAGCAUUUGCUAUGGAAGAUCCUGUCACUAGAAACUACUACAUUGAUGAAAGUAUUUAUACAGUUUAAGCCUAACUUUAGCAAAAAUACUUAGUAUUUAAUAAUCAAACUUAGUAAUAUGAUACUGUUUGGGAUAACAGAGAAAUUAAAGUAUAAGCAUGCACAAAGGAAAACUUUUAAAAUCCUGAAAAUGCAGACUAUUACUUGUAAUAGAAUUACACAAAUAUGUAUUGCUUUUCUCCAGAUGAGUAGCUAUCAAUUUAAGGAGACUUCCCUUCUCCUACAUUUUAGUAAAUUUAUUUUGUAGUAUAGCAAUGUUAAACUAAUUGCAAAUCAGAAGAUGAGAUAAACUAUUAUUUGCUUAAAAGUGGAUUCGGAAUGCAACUUUCUGAUUCUUAUGUAGAUCCUACCAUUAAAAGCAAUCCUUUCAAAAUAUAUUCAAGAGAUAUGUAUUGGCCAACUAGUGUUAAUUUACCUUAAGAUAUUAUUAUAUUUUUAAGAAACAAUUAUGUAUAUAGCGAUUUUGGGUGGAUCUCUUCUGAUAUUUAAGUUUAGAAUUACCCUUCAUAUAGCUUUUAUGAAAAUUUUGUUUAUCCACCUAAUUUUCAGAGCUACUUUUUUAGUGCUACCUUUAGAUUUGAGAAAUAAAAAGAAGGAGUUUAUCAAAGAAGCUAUUCAAAACUUACAGACAUUUUAUCUUAAAUUGGUGGUUUUUCACAGUCUCUCUUAGCGAUAGGAUUUAUCAUUUGUUCAAAUUUUUCUUAGCUUUAGCUUAAUUAACAAAUGGUCAAUUCUGUAUUUAAUUACGAUGAUAAGGAAGAAAAUAAUCAAGAAAAUAACAUGAAUGAAAUUCAAAAAUCUAUGAAUAUUCAAAAAGAUUAAAUACCUAACUAAAACUUAAAUAUGGGAAAAGAAAAUACAAUUUUUGAGAAAAUAAAUGAAAGUUAAUUUAAUUAGAAUAAAGCAGAUGACCUUCAAACCAAUGUUUAACUCGUAAACAAAAUGAAUGAAGACAUGAUGAUUUCAUAAAAAAUGAAAUUUUAAUAAGGAUUACAAAAUAGUUAAUAUUAAAGUAAAAUAAAAUAGCAGAAAACAACUUAAAAGUAAGAAAAUACAAAUAAUAAUAAUAUAAAUCAGCAGGAAAUACUCAACUCAAUUUUAAUCGAGCAAAUAGAAGUAGAAAAAAACGGAACUAAAUUUUUUGGGCUCGAUAAAAAUUAAUAAAUAAUUUAAGAUAAAUUCUAUCAUGAAAAGUAGAAGCUCUAUGAGAAGUAGCAGAAAUUGAUAGAAAAUCGCUUCGAUGAGCUAAUGUCGAAGUAAACAAAAAGUAUGAAAUUAAGUAUUUGGGAAUACUUCAAAUCAGUCAUUUAUCCUUGUGGAUACUUGAAAGACAAAAAAAAGAUUAUCAGCUAUAGCAUAGAUAAACUUUAUUACAAUCUAGAUAUCAUGAACAUCCUUAAGAGACUUAUUGAAGUAGAAAAGCUUAAGAGACUACUCCUUAAUUCAGAUUAAAUUAAGUUAUUUGAUUAUUUACCAAAACCCACUAUUAAUCCCUAUUUGAUUUUGAAAAACGCUGCCAAUCAAAAUGUUUCAAAAAGCUAAGAAGUAGAUUUACUUUAUUAAGACAAUCGCUCUGAAUUCUAGAGAGUGAAAGAUGCUUUCGAAGCAUAUAAAAAUAUUUAAGCAAGACAAGAGCAUAGUUUGCUUGAUUAAAAAAUAAUAGAAAUGCUCGAUCCUAACUUAGUUUCAGUUUUUAAUGUAUAGAGUAAUAUGAAUAAUAGCAAAAACAAUUUUGAUAUAUUAAAUUCUCCAAACUAAAUAAAAUAAAGCAUAUUUUAAUCAAAAAUUGUCACAUAAGAUGCUUUUUAGUCAAAUAGAAAUACUUUAAUAUAGAAAGAUAUGACAGCUGCUCAACUAAAUUCUGAAGAAGUAUCUCAAAUAAGGACAUGUAACUCUCCAGAUUUGUUAGAAUCUUCUAGAAUAGCUCAAUAGAAUUUAGAUGCCAAUAUCUCAUAGUAUUGUUAAGUCGAUGAAGUAAAAGAAACGAUCAAUAAAUAGGAUUAAUAAAAUAAUGUUAGUAUUAGCAAUUAAACUCCAUUACAUGAUAAAACAUUUUAAGAAGAAAUAGCAUCAGAAGAAAAAUACGAAGUAGCAAUGCAGAAGCUUGAGCCUUUCGAAAAUUAAAAAAUGUGUGAAAUGAGCUUUACAAAAUUAUGA